Belonocnema kinseyi is the source of this 813-nucleotide messenger RNA. It is a transcript of the gene RpL13, whose product is annotated as 60S ribosomal protein L13. Gene Ontology annotation, molecular function: RNA binding; structural constituent of ribosome. The coding region runs from base 106 to 771 and encodes 221 amino acids. Gene Ontology annotation, cellular component: ribosome; cytosolic large ribosomal subunit. The transcript has 4 exons. NCBI's taxonomy places the organism in Eukaryota, Metazoa, Arthropoda, Insecta, Hymenoptera, Cynipidae. The record is from RefSeq and is a predicted model, not a curated record. Gene Ontology annotation, biological process: translation.
AGAAUUGAAAGUAGAUAGUAAAGGAAAGAGAUCGUAUAGCAGUACUUCCGCUGAACCCUAACCUCUCUUUUUUCCUGUGCAACGUUAUAAACAUCUUGUGCAAAGAUGGGUAAACGGAAUAACAUGAUCCCGAAUGGGCAUUUCCACAAGGAUUGGCAAAGGAACGUGAGAACGUGGUUCAACCAGCCGGCAAGAAAAUACCGCCGAAAACAGAACCGUGUCAAGAAAGCCCGCGCUCUUGCACCAAGACCCGUUCAAAAUCUGAGGCCGAUUGUACACUGCCCCACAAUCCGGUACCACUCCAAGGUACGUGCAGGAAAAGGAUUCACUCUUGAAGAGUUAAAGGCUGCAGGUUUGCACAAAAAGUUCGCCCAGACUAUUGGGAUUUCGGUUGACCCCAGAAGGAGGAACAAAUCAGUCGAGUCUCUGCAAUCCAAUGCUCAGCGGCUCAAGGAAUACCGAGCGAAAUUGAUCCUCUUCCCACUCAAUGAGAAGAAGCCGAAGAAGGGUGAAGCUACCGAAGAGGAGCGUAAAGUAGCCGCCCAAGUGAAGGGACAAGUGAUGCCCAUUAGACAUCAAGCACCUGCAAAGGGCAAGGCCAGCGUUAUCUCUGAAGACGAGAAGAAGUUCUCAGCCUAUGUUACCUUGAGAAAGGCUAGAGCCGAUGCACGUCUUGUCGGAAUCCGGGCGAAGCGUGUUAAAGACGCAGCUGAGAAUCCAGAUGAUGUGACCAAGGUCGCAGCAGCGAAAGAAAAGAAGGCGAAGAAGUAAACAUCCUAUUGUGUAUAAAAUAAACUGAUUUUACAGUGAUAA